AUGGGUAACUGCAUGAGUUCUAGGGGAGGAGACGAUGAAGGUCAGAAGAAAAAGAGUCAGGCGAUUGAUCGUGGCCUGGAAGAAGAUUCAAAGAAGCUACGGCGCGAGUGCAAGAUCCUGCUGCUGGGUUCUGGCGAGAGCGGAAAGUCGACUAUUGUCAAGCAGAUGAAGAUCAUCCACCAAAACGGCUACAGUGUCGACGAACUGCGCCUCUACAGGCAUACCAUCUACAAGAACGUCAUUGAUUGCGCCAAAGCUCUCAUCGGCGCAAUGCAACAAUUCGACAUAUCCCCAGAAGUACCCGAAAACAUUCAACACUGCGAGUUUAUCAUGCAGUUCACAGUCGACCCCGACCCGAAUGCUCAUCUGGAUGCCAGAUGCGCUACUGCCAUCACUGCAAUAUGGAAAGAUCCCUGUAUACCUAGAGUCCUCGAUCACUCGAGCGAGUUCUACAUGAUGGACUCGGCAUCUUACUUCUUCGACGAAGUCCACAGAAUAACCCAAGACGAUUACUGCCCGACGGAGGCAGACGUACUAAGAGCAAGAACAAAGACUACUGGUAUCUACGAAACGCGAUUCCAGAUGGGCCAACUCAGCAUUCACAUGUUCGAUGUUGGUGGUCAACGAAGUGAGCGCAAGAAAUGGAUCCAUUGUUUCGAAAAUGUCACCUCUAUCAUUUUCUGCGUUGCGCUUAGUGAGUACGAUCAGGUACUCCUAGAAGCGAGCGACCAGAAUCGCAUGAUGGAGAGUCUGGUUCUUUUCGACUCGGUCGUCAACUCGAGAUGGUUUAUGAGAACAUCUAUCAUCCUCUUCCUCAACAAGGUCGACUUGUUUAGGCAAAAGUUGGGCAAAUCACCGCUCUCCAAUUACUUCCCGGAUUACUCGGGUGGCAAUGAUGUGAAUCGUGCCGCGAAGUAUUUGCUCUGGAGAUUUAACCAGGUCAACAGGGCGCAUCUUAACCUUUACCCUCACCUCACACAAGCGACCGAUACGUCAAACAUUCGCCUGGUCUUUGCAGCCGUAAAAGAAACAAUUCUACAGAACGCAUUGAAGGAUUCAGGAAUCCUAUAG
This is a messenger RNA of Aureobasidium melanogenum CBS 110374, 1071 nucleotides long. RefSeq names its product G-protein alpha subunit. NCBI's taxonomy places the organism in Eukaryota, Fungi, Ascomycota, Dothideomycetes, Dothideales, Saccotheciaceae. The transcript has 6 exons. The coding region runs from base 1 to 1071 and encodes 356 amino acids. The record is from RefSeq and is a predicted model, not a curated record. Gene Ontology annotation, molecular function: G-protein beta/gamma-subunit complex binding; GTP binding; G protein-coupled receptor binding. Gene Ontology annotation, biological process: adenylate cyclase-activating G protein-coupled receptor signaling pathway. Gene Ontology annotation, cellular component: heterotrimeric G-protein complex.